Messenger RNA from Kluyveromyces marxianus DMKU3-1042, 879 nucleotides. RefSeq lists its product as uncharacterized. The transcript has a single exon. Lineage: Eukaryota; Fungi; Ascomycota; Saccharomycetes; Saccharomycetales; Saccharomycetaceae. The record is from RefSeq and is a predicted model, not a curated record. Bases 1 to 879 code for a protein of 292 amino acids.
AUGAGUGGAGAUAGUGGAAACGAAACAGAGAGAGCAGAUGAGCAAUCAGGUUCGAAUGCUCAUCAAAGUCGAUGGGAUAGUGAUAAAUUGACACAAGUACUCCAAAGCAAGUAUCCGAACCUUGUAAUGUACAAUGGCAGCACCGAUUUAGAACAUAUAACAAAGUUUUAUGAAGGUUUCAGGGAAUUGAUAGGAAAGCCCAUAUCGUUUUCGGAAAACGUGAAGUCUGAUUUUGUGUUUGCCUUCUUGCGGCUGGAUCGCAGCAGGAGGGUGCUGUUGAUGAGUCUUGACCUAUUUGAGAACGCCUCGGACUAUUUGCAAACUUUGAAAUUUAAUAUAGAUCAAUGGGCUUUGAGGUUAGAGUUUCUGACACUACGAGUACUUGGUUGGGCAUGGGACGAGCUUCGAGAAGCAAAGGACAAGGACAAGAAGUUAGAAGAGGAGUUCCUGGAGACGGAAACGCUGGAGGGGCUUAGCGUGAGAUACAACAUAUGUGUUACGUUUAUUAUGGAUGUGAUAGAUGAGGUGAUAGCGGACAAAGAGAGGGCAUUCGAAUAUUUGUUGUCGAAUAGGGCCGGAGUGGACGUGUACUUGAAACGCCUGCAGUAUGGAUUUCAGAUGCUAGCUGUGGUCCAAGAUUUCUGUAACAAGUGUGAUUCAUACCCAGACCUCUAUCAAGAAUCGCUUCAGACCAUAGCACUAGAAGCCCGUCGAGAGCAAGUUAUGGAGAAGUGGGGCAUUCUUGAAAUUAUUCACGAAGAAUACGACAAUUUGGCAGCCAGCAUGCAUAAAAUGGCAGCUAAUAACCUCAUAAAUAUGAUGCUAGACAAGAAGAACAAACUACGAGACAGCACCCACCUGCAAUUGCAGCACAGCUGA